UGUCGGACCGCGAGUGGCGCUUUCCCGGAAGCGACCUUUUGGCUGUCAGAGGGGCAAUGGCCGCCGCGGUGAUUGGAGCUUCCGCGCGCGUUUUGCGCCCAGCGAACUGGUUUAUGGGGACUUGGCAGACACAGAUUAGAGACACCCACCAGCGAGCUACUUUGUUGUCCUUCUGGGAACUCAUUCCCACGAGAGCAGAACCACUGAAAAAGAAGAAGAAAGUAGAUCCUAAAAAAGACCAAGCAGCAAAGGACCGUUUGAAAAAGAGGAUCCGAAAAUUAGAAAAGGCUAGUCAGGAGCUAAUUCCUAUUGAAGAUUUCAUUACCCCUGUGAAGUUCUUGGAUAAAGAGAGACAACGGCCCCAGGUGGAACUCCCUUUUGAGGAGAGUGAACGGAGAGCUCUGCUUCUGAAGAAGUGGUCUCUGUACAAGCAACAAGAGCAUCAGAUGGAGAGGGAUGCCAUUAGGUCAAUGCUUGAGGCCCAGCAGGAAGCUCUACGGGAACUGCAGCUCACAUCCCCAGAACUCCAUGUGGAAGCCAUCAAGAGGGACCCCAACCUGUUCCCUUUUGAGAGGGAAGGGCCAGAUUACACACCACCAGUCUCCAACUAUCAGCCUCCUGAAGGCAGGUACCAUGACAUCACCAAGGUGUACACACAGGUAGAGUUCAAGAGAUAGAAUUGUAGACAACUGUCCCCAGAACAUGUGUUCUGUAGAGCCAGAAUGACCAGAGUUCAAGCCUGCUUGCCAGACACUCUGAUAUAUGAUGAAUAAAUACAAGCUUAAUUGUC
This is a messenger RNA of Condylura cristata (star-nosed mole), 790 nucleotides long. It is a transcript of the gene MRPL40, whose product is annotated as mitochondrial ribosomal protein L40. NCBI's taxonomy places the organism in Eukaryota, Metazoa, Chordata, Mammalia, Eulipotyphla, Talpidae. Gene Ontology annotation, cellular component: mitochondrial large ribosomal subunit; mitochondrial ribosome. The record is from RefSeq and is a predicted model, not a curated record. The coding region runs from base 57 to 677 and encodes 206 amino acids. The transcript is spliced from 4 exons.